Molecule: messenger RNA, 1256 nt
Organism: Drosophila biarmipes
Lineage: Eukaryota; Metazoa; Arthropoda; Insecta; Diptera; Drosophilidae
Gene: Or42a
Product: odorant receptor 42a
Exons: 3
Coding region: 1-1221 (406 amino acids)
Biological process (GO): sensory perception of smell; detection of chemical stimulus involved in sensory perception of smell
Cellular component (GO): plasma membrane
Molecular function (GO): odorant binding; olfactory receptor activity
Source: RefSeq, a predicted model, not a curated record
AUGGACCUGCGAAGAAUCUUUCCGGCCUUGUUUACAAAAUCGGAAGAAUCUCCAGCUCGCUCGCGGGAUGCAACCAUUUACCUAUUGCGCUGCAUUUUCCUGAUGGGUAUACGCAAACCACCUGCAAAGUUCUUUGUGGCCUACGUUCUAUGGUCUUUUACCCUGAACUUCUGUUCUACAAUUUACCAGCCAAUUGGAUUUCUCACGGGCUACAUCAGCCAUCUGUCUGAGUUCUCGCCGGGAGAGUUUCUUACUUCGCUCCAAGUGGCUUUUAACGCAUGGUCCUGCUCCACCAAGGUGUUGAUUGUCUGGGCACUAGUCCAACGCUUUGACGACGCCAAUGCCAUACUCGACGAGCUGGACAAACGUCUCACACUGCCCAGGGAGCGGCUUCAGAUUCACCGCGCUGUAUCGCUUAGCAACCGGAUUUUUUUUUUUUUCAUGGCAGUGUACAUGGUUUAUGCCACAAAUACUUUUAUUUCUGCUAUUUCAAUUGGACGGCCCCCUUACCAAAAUUAUUAUCCGUUCCUGGACUGGCGAUCCAGCACACUGCACCUCGCCCUGCAGGCCGGCCUGGAGUACUUCGCUAUGGCUGGUGCCUGUUUUCAAGAUGUCUGUGUAGAUUGCUACCCAGUAAACUUCGUGCUUGUACUUCGCGCACAUAUUUAUAUCUUUUCGGAGCGUCUCCGGCGUCUUGGCACAGAUCCUGCGGAAACCACGGAGCAGAGAUUCGAGCGGCUAGUGGAGUGCAUACACGACCACAAGGUCAUACUACGAUUUGUCAACUGCCUGCGCCCUGUGAUAUCUGGAACCAUAUUUGUGCAAUUUCUGGUAGUAGGAUUGGUGCUGGGCUUCACCCUAAUCAACAUUGUCUUGUUUGCUAAUUUGGGAUCGGCUAUCGCAGCGCUCUCCUUCAUGGCCGCUGUGCUUCUGGAGACGACGCCCUUUUGUAUACUGUGCAACUAUCUUACAGAAGACUGCUAUAAACUGUCAGAUGCCCUUUUCCAUUCCAAUUGGAUACAGGGGCAAAGGCGCUACAAAAGCACUCUCCUGUUUUUCCUACAGAAACUUCAACAGCCGAUAACAUUUAUGGCCAUGGAAGUAUUUCCGAUAUCUGUGGGAACAAACAUCAGUGUCACAAAGUUUUCGUUCUCUGUGUUUACUCUCGUAAAGCAAAUGAAUAUUGCUGAGAAAAUGGCGAAAUCUAAUAAGGACGAGUAAUCAAAGGACGUUUCAACGUUUAAAGGGUUAUGUAC